UCAUGUUUUAGUUACUCGUCAUGUCGUCUGUCCACCAGCAUGCUCUGCUCAUCUGCUGCUUAUUCGGCCUCUCUUCGAGUUUCCCGCCAAAUGAUAUUUCGGGUGAAUCAAGAACUCAGUCGCACAAUUCCAUCACAAUAGACGCCGUAUUUCAAACAACUGCCUUGUUUUUGGAUAAGUUCAACCUGGUAAAUGAUACAGGACAACCAUCCGCUCAAAAGAUUCAAGCAUAUUUUGGAACAGGUAACAGGUUUUUUUUUUGGUUGAUGUUGUUUUUCAAAUAAACUUUUAUAUCUCCAUUUAGAUUUAAAGAUUUUUAAAAAAAAAAAAAUAGUUGAAGUAAGAAAUAAAUUUCAUUUGAAUGAAGGUAUGAACUGCAACGCUCAAUCACGCCCGCUUACUUUUCGCGAAGCGGGUGUGAAAUGCGAAAAGUAGGCCGAUGUGAAGGGUAGCGGUUCAUACAUGUACCCUCAUUAUUUUAAAAAACGAAAUUUAUUUUCUAUUAUUUACAUUCUACUUUCAUUUCUGUCGGAAUUCCCAGCCGUUAAAAUCGAUGUACUAUAUCUAAUCAAGAUUCAUACGCGCUAUGUUUACAACUGCAACGCGUUUAUGAGGAUAUGGUUAAUCAUUAUAAUUUGUAAAGAUAUCAAAAGCAAAACCAUUGGAGAUACAUAUAUAGAUGAUGUUUACUAGUAUGAAAGUGAUUGCUUUGGUAGUUUUAUAGCUUUAUUCUAUAUGGAAGUAUGACCGUAGUAGCCUGUCAUGUAAAGAGACAGCAAGAAAAAUUAGUUACCAACUUCUUAUCCAAUCAAAAGUGCUAUACUAGUAACCAGGUUACUUAUUUUGAAUACACUUGCAUGUAUCACGUGGAUUUAAAUGGAAAGGAAUCAUUUUUCAUAUCAGAAUAUGCUUUGAAAUUCCAGAUACUAUGCUUGAUUUGGUGAGUUACAUAAAAUCCCGUUAAGUUUCAAGUAUACUGUAAAACCUUGAGUAACUGAGUGUUUACAAAAAUAUUUGAUUACAUGAAAAGGAGAGAAUUUCGUAAUGGAUAAUACCAUACAGUCUGAGCUAUCAUCCUUUGUUCAAUCAGCUUUACUCAUCAAAAGUGUUGAUGGAGAGUAACCUUGACUUUCAAGUUUCUCUUGAAAUUAAGCCCUGAUUGAGAUGUUGCAUUAUAUAUGUAGGAAUAUGAUAUACAGGUACAGGGGUUUCAACUGUUUCGUUGAAAGUCAGCAUUUCGCAAAUUCUAUGGUCGUUAUAACGAUCUAGUUCGUCAAUACAACCUAUCAUAGGGUCAAUGCUCUCUGACGUGUUUCAUACCGAUUGUUAGGCCGUUCUUGGCACACUGAUGUUGACUACGAAUAACUCCAUAUACCUGAUCAAGAUAUAGGGCUCACGGCGGGUGUGGUCGGUCGACAGGGGAUGCUUACUCCUCCUAGGCGACCGUGUUUGCCCAACUCUCUAUAUUGUAUUGCUUAUAGGGGUUAUGAGAUUGAUCGCUCGCUGUUCGUUGUUUUCACUUUUCAUACAAGAAGAGGAGUAAUUUUGAAAUAUGAAUCUGUCAUCAAUUUUCAAUAUUAUGCCUUGGGAAAUCCUUUUGAUGGGUGAAUGUAUUGUAGAAACAUUGAAUUUAGACCUAUUUUCAGAUGUCAUACUUUGAGGAAUCACCUACCAUUUUGAUUAAAAAACUGUAAAAAUUCCUUAUCUAAAGAAUGUUUAAGUAGCCGGCAAAAAUCAAGCAUGGUAUCUGGAGUCUUUUAACUUAAUACCUCUUCAUCUAAAUAAACGUAACAAUCAGAUUCAAACCCAGUAAUAUGUUUCGUGUAGCUGGUUACUAGUAAAUUUAUUCUUUCUUGUAGCUAUUAAUAGCUAGCCUUUAUCACGUUAAGUUGCUAAUUGCUAGUUGCUAUAUCCUUUCUUCCUUGUAGAUAUUAGUAGCUAGCUUUUCUCACAUUAAGUUGCUGGUUACUAGUAGCUAUAUUCUUUCUUCAUUGCAGCUAUUAGUAGCUAGAUUUUCUCACGUUAAGUUGCUAUUGCUAGUUGCUAUAUCCUUUCUUCCUUGUAGCUAUUAGUAGCUAGCCGUUUUCACGUUAAGUUGCUGGUUGCUAGAUGCUAUAUCCUUUCUUCCUUGUAGAUAUUAGUAGCUAGAUUUUCUCACAUUAAGUUGCUGGUUGCUAGAUGCUAUAUCCUUUCUUCCUUGUAGCUAUUAGUAGCUAGCCGUUUUCACGUUAAGUUGCUGGUUGCUAGAUGCUAUAUCCUUUCUUCCUUGCAGCUAUUAGUAGCUAGAUUUUCUCACAUUAAGUUGCUGGUUGCUAGAUGCUAUAUCCUUUCUUCCUUGUAGCUAUUAGUAGCUAGAUUUUCUCACAUUAAGUUACUGGUUGCUAGAUGCUAUAUCCUUUCUUCCUUGUAGCUAUUAGUAGCUAGCCGUUUUCACGUUAAGUUGCUGGUUACUAGUAGCUUAUCCUCUACUCCUUGUAGCUAUUAGUAGCUAGCCUUUCUCACAUUAAGUUGAUAGUAACUAGUUGCUAUAUCCUUUCUUUCUUGUAGCUAUUCGUAGCUAGAUUUUCUCACAUUAAGUAGCUGGAUACUAGUAGCUAAAUGGAUAUCCUUUCUUCCUUGUAGCUAUUAGUAACUAGAUUUACUCACGUUAAGUCGCUGUUUACUAGUAGCUAUAUACUUUCUUCCUUGUAGCUAUUAGUAGCUAGCCUUUUAGCCGAGUUGCAACGAAGUUGAACUCGGCUAUUGGUUUGGUGAUGCAGGCGGGCGUGAACAAUUGGUUUCCGGAUGAUAACUCAAAAGAUUUACAAUCUAAUCAAAUGAAACUUUAAUAUGUUGUUGGGUACCAGAUAAAGAAGACCCCUAUUAAUUUUGGAGAAAAAUGGUCAAAGGUCAAGAUCACAGUGACCGAAAAUAGAAUGAAAAUUUCAGAAAAAUUUGGUUUCCGGAUGAUAACUCAGAAAGUUUAAAUCCGAAUCAAAUGAUACCUAAAUAUAUUGUUAUGUACCAGGUAAAAAAGACCCCUAUUGAUUUUGGAGAAAAUAGGUCAAAGGUCAAGGUCACAGUGACCGAAAAUAGAUUUAAAAUUCCAAAAAAUUUGGUUUCAGGAGGAUAACUCGAAAUUUUUUUUAUUUGAAUUAAAUGAAACUUGGAUAUAUUGUUGGAUACCAACAAAGCAGGGCCCCUAUCGAUUUUGAAGAAAAAAAGAUCAAAGGUCAAGGUCACAGUGACCGAAAAUAGAUUGAAAACUUCAGACAAAUAUUGUUUCUGGACAGUUACUCGAAAAGUUUAAAACUGAAAUUAGUUUUUCACAAUUAUAAAUAUGCCACAUCAUUCCUGACUUUACAAUGUAUCCCAUGCAACUCGUCUCAUGCACCCCUGGAUGCAUAUAUUGAUUUUCUCAUGUUAAGUAGCUGGAUACUAGUAGCUUAUCCUUUCUUCGUUGUAGCUAUUAGUAGCUAGCCUUUCUCACCUUAAGUUGCCUUUUGCUAGUAGCUAUAUCCUUUCUUCCUUGUAGCUAUUAGUAGCUACAUUUUCUCACGUUCAGCAUCUGGAUACUAGUAACUAUAUCUUUUCUUCCUUGUAGCUAUUAGAAGCUAGCGUUUCUUACAUUAAAUUGCUGGAUACUAGUAGCUAUAUCAUUUCUUCAUUGCAGCUAUUAGUAGCUAGCGUUUCUCACGUUAAGUAGCUGGAUACUAGUAGCUAAAUGCAUAUCCUUUUCUUUUUUGCAGCUAUUAGUAGCUAGCUUUUCUCACGUUAAGUUGCUGGUUAGUAGUAGCCGCUUAUACCAGUAGCCACUUUUCCAAUGCUUAACUUUUCUCUCUUUAAGUAGCCAGUUUCGAGUGAAUCAGCAGUAGUACCUAACUUUACUGGUCUGCGGUCACAUCCAAUUUCACAGAAACGUAGGCGGUACAUAUCUUGGUUUUGAAGAGAAUAUAUGAACAAGAUAUUACAGCGUACAAGAAAUUUUAUUUUAUUGACCAAUCAAGGGUCCCGGAAGGCAUUUUGACAUACAAGAGUAUAUUUUGAAUAUUUGUUAAGAACAAAGCAUGAAAAUGUCAUAAUACACAGUAAAACCACAAUAUUUUAAAUUGUCAUAAACAUUCAUGUACAGUAAAACAAAUAAUCAGGUUACACUGUAUCCAAUGUGAAUGCUAAUGAUAAUCAAGUUCAUGUUGUAUUUUUAAAAAUACAUCUACUCAUAAAUUUCCUCUUUUUUCAGAAAUAAAUUUUCCAUGCAAGUCAAAAUUUAUGCAAAAUUGGAUUAUUCUUAUGGUGACAUAUUAUUAAUUUGAUAAAUAAAAAUAUUCAAGAUAUCAUCGGACACCGGAAUAGUUGAAUUUCAUUGUGAAAUGAAGACCUGAAUCACUGCCUGAAUGUCCCUUUAUCUUUCACUAAGGCAACACAUUCCUAAAAAUAAACACAAAUAAUAAACAGCAGCAUUGCAUCAAGAACGUGCAUUUAUUCAGUGCGCAAUAUAAUGACCCAAUUUUAAAAGUAACAGCAUAGUUUCCUCUUUGAUAGAAUGGACGGUGCGUGGCUUGUGAUCGUAUUCUGCUCUUAUUUUGAAAUUGUUCUCUCUUUUCCCUCUGGUGUGAUACAAAGCGAACCAGAGACGUUCUCUCAUAGUAAGAUGACUUUAGAAGGAAUCUUCCAAACUACUUCUAAAUUUGUGGUGGCAUACGGUUUGAGAAAUAAGACUUUGGAUGUAAGUCAACAAAUUCCAGAUUACUUCGGAACAGACCAAGAAUCCUACUUGAACUACCUUAGAAUUAUCACCAGAAUUAUCGGAUAUGAAAACGCUAUCCAAAGAGAUUACGCCAAUGUGGCUUUCUACCAUGUUAACGGCGAGCAGAUUGAGAUAGCCCAUAACUACAUCCGAACUCUGAGACAGUCUAUACAGGAUCUCUCCAAAUCAGCUACCGAUGACGACAUCGAACAGAUUCGGGUGAAAAUUGGAGCUGCACUGUACACAAUUCAAGAAUUCUACAGCAAUACAAAUUGGAUAGAGUUAAGGGGAAAUGCCGUUUAUGAGGAUUUCGGGCAAGACAACGUUACUUUGGUAGAGGUCGCUGACUAUCAGGAAAAUACGUGUACUGACUGUGCAUAUCUGGAAGGGCUUACAAUAUGUGAAAACAAUAUAGCUAGUGAUGAACUGACCAGUGGCUACAAAUCAGGACAAGACGUGACCAAACCUCAGAGGCAGGGUCUGAGUGGAAAAUGCAGUCACGGAACACCGGAUGACGAUAGCCGCUUCUAUACUGCUAUUGGUGGUAUCUACAAAGGAAGGUCUACACAAAACAACGCUCCUCACAGCUUCCUGCAUGGUGCAGCGUCCGAUGCAGCAACUUCUGCGACAGAGUACUUCCUUAUUGGUGAAGGCAGGGGUAUUCUAAGUCUCGUAGGUGAAGAGGUCUUUCGAGAUGUCUUUGGCAUCCGGACCAGGGAGGAUAUAGUGAAGACGUCCCUAACCUUUGUUAUUGACGUCACAGGUUCCAUGGGGGAUGACAUUAAGGCCGUUGUAAGAGCAACACAGAAAAUUGUCAAUGAAGCAAAAGACUCUAAAUUCGUGCCAGAGAAUUAUAUUCUCGUUACAUUUUCUGACCCAGCAUCUUUAACUACUGGGAGAGAGACGACAAAUCCCCAGACCAUGAUCAGGUGGCUGGAGAAUCUAAGUGUGAACGGAGGCGGGGAUUGUCCCGAAUAUGCCAUGACCGGAAUGUUGAAAGGGAUAGAAAUGUCCAAUAGAAAUUCUAAAAUUUACCUGUGUACGGAUGCUGACGCUAAAGACGAGGGACUACAGAAGCGGGUGUCAGAGUCAUUGAGGGGAAAGUCUUUAACUCCCAUUUUUCUCCUCACUGGUCAGUGCUCUUCAAGGAAGAAAAGGGGGACUAUAGAUCAGUCCCAGAAACCCGAAAGUUUGUUCGCUAUUGUAGAAAGUACACAGACUCGUCGGGUAAAAAGGUCGAGCUUAAAAGUAUUUGAAGCAAUAGCGGAAGAAACUGGUGGAAGGGUCUAUGAAACAAAAGUAGCUGAACUUGAAACGAUCGUUGAAAAAGAGAUCAAGGACACAUUUCCAUCAUCCAAUGUGUUCAUUACUUGGUUUCUGAUUCCUGUCAAUUCCCUUGCCAAUGAAAACAUCCCUAUUCCAGUUGACAACCAUAUGGAUACGCUGAAGAUAGUUGUUGUGAAUGUUGCAACUGAGUCCGAAUUUUCUCUGUCUUAUCCUAAUGGUACAAGUGUUAUGUAUUCAUCUGAAAAGGAACAGAAAAACAUUUUAGACAACAUCUUGACAAUAUCAAUUCAGGACCCGGGAUAUGGUAUGUGGAGAUUUCACAGGAAUACACUCCGUGCCUGGACCAUAAAUGUUACUGCCCAAAGCCCUAUGGAUUUUUCAGUCAGUAUUCUAGAACCCAGCACGGGCGGCAAUUCUUACGAAUUGUUAGGGAAUCCAAUUAAAGGAUACAAUUACUCACUGGUUGUUGAUAUUCAAAAUCUGAGUCCGAACGCCUCUUGUUCAAGCGUUGGUCUGCUGGAUAACGAUGGCAAGGAUGUAGCUGAAAUUCCAGUGACGAGUGUUGACAUAGAGGGAAUCACUCGCUGUAUAGGAAACUUUAUCCCAUUCAAUAAGUCAAGUUACAUUCAGAUAAGAGGAACAGAUGAAUUAGGAAACAAAUACCUGAGGACAAAAAUGUACUCCAUUCAACCAGUCUCGGUUCAGCUACGCAUUGCGCCUGUUCUUGGGGAUUUGCGCCUCGGCGAAAGUAGGAAUAUUUCCUUCUCCCUCGAAAACACAGGCGAUUCUACUUCUCGCUUCAUCAUCGCUGUAUCGAACGACAAAAGCAACAUCAGCGUGCAGUCUGACGUUUUAGGUGCUGGAGAAAUUUACAACGCAGUUGUUAUGGUAACUCCAGAAACAUUGCAACCGAUAAUAUUGCAGUUUACCGUCAAGUUGGAAAAUUAUGCCGGGGUCAUUCAAACCCAAACACGGCGUUAUUCUGUAACAGACACGCGGACUGCAGACUGUACAGUUCUAAGUUAUCCGGAGGUGUGUCCAUUACAGUCUCUUAACACUGGGAACUGCUCGUCAUAUAACUGGACAGGUCAGGUCCAAGUCUCCUCAGCAACGAUCCGGCUAUCAGAAAUCAGAGUAUCUACAGAAGAUGUAGAGCUGGAUUACAUGAAAUUAACAGACGCCAACUUUUCCUUGCCUAUAACCAUCAGUGGUCAUUGCUGUGUCCAAUCAGUUAUACUCACCAUUAUAGACCAAAAUGGUUACUUCGAUCAAUGUAGCUUUGUGCUCUCCACACAACCCCUGACUGUUAUCCAGUAUACUACAGAGGAAGUUCUGACGACAACGGAGGCGGUAGAGGAUCCUAAGACGGAGGCAGCUGUAGGCGUGAUGUUCAUCGGUAUCGUCGUUGGAUCUAGUGUCGGUGGACUCAUCCUCAUCGCACUCCUCGUGGUGCUCAUCUACAAAACGAGGAAAGGAAGCAGAAAGGAGGAUAAAAUCAUUUUAUCAGAUCGUUAAAUACUUCAAAAGUAUCGAAUCGUAUGAAAACAGAAAACAUCACAGCAGAGACUAGUCAGUACUGAUACAGUGCAUUCAGGUUAAUAAGGAAAUUAAAAUAGCUUCGCUGUAUAUGUAUUAUCUGUCGGGUUAUUGAAUUCUAUGAUUUUAUUUCCAUUACUUUGUUCUACUUUGGUACAAUUAUUAUUUUGUAAUGAUUAUGCGUUUUCUAAUAACAGAUAUUUUACGUAUACAUGCGGGGGAAGGGGGAUAAUGUAGCGGUAAAACUCGCUCAUAGAUUUUACUUCAAUUUUUAAAACAGAAUUUUGAAUAUAUCAUUAAGUUAGUUUAUCUGAAGGCCAAGUUUACACACAUCAUAGUAUUUCCGUUAUGAUGCAUUAUAAUGAACGAUUUAUCCUGAACGUGGGUUUGUAAAAUGUUGCCUAGGUUAAGGUGUAUACGUGUAGUGUAUUUUAUGAAAUACUUAUCAUAUAUACAAUAAUGAGAUAGUUGUUGUUAAUAUAAUUAUACAGGCAUGCACUGUUGAAAUGUUUGAAGUAUAUUUCCUUUCAUUUGUAUAAAAUGAUGUAUUGUUUGUCCUCCAUGUGUACGUAAACCUAUUACAAUUCGGGAUAGUUUACGUAAUGAGCUUUAAAAACAAAAUAGAGAAUCGGAUUGAAUGAAUUCAAUAAAGACUUCUUUCAUGAUAAUGUUUACCCCAAUAGUUGGAAAAUGGCGGAUGUCUAUCACGUUUUAGAAAAAUAAGCCAUUUAUCAUUCACGAUUAUAUGCCUGUUUUACUUCCAAGCUGUUUUAGUAAAAUUAUGGAAAGAAUUAUUUUCCAACAUAAUUUUAAUCAUUUUCACUUGUAUAACUAGUUCUACAAAUCAAGCCGAAAUUUACCUUGUCGCUCAGUUUUUGGAAACUUAUCGCAGUAUUGUGAAUGUGUUUAAGACGAUAAAUCAUGUACAAAAUGUAGGGUUUAAUUGCGACUUAUUUAUUCACCUUUGAUAGAUUGUAGCAUAGAGGUUUUGUUUUUUAAAACUUUGACCUUCAAGUUUAUGAUAGAUCUGACAACCUUUUACGAUAGUUAGAUAGCUAUCUAUACCAUAGCUCUCAAAAGUAAUGUAAAGAUAAAUCAUCAAGUUUAGACAACAAUGUAAGCGAUGUCCCUUAUGUUAAGCAGUCAUUGUACAACCUAUUAUAUAUUCAAUGCAUCAUCAAAAAAUUUGUGUUGAAAAUAUAGAACAAAAGUUCAAUUAUGAUCUAACUAAUUUGCACAAAAUCUACAUUUUUUGUACAUAAACCAAGUGCUUUAUAACCACACAAUAUGAUUAGGGACCCACCUUUAGGCGCAAGCCUCAUAGCGAUAGCCAGUGCGCGCGCCCGUCCGUGCAUUGACAGUUUUCCGGAAUAGUUUGGCUGUCCAUGCAGCUAUUGACUUAAAAAAAUAUCAUGAAGUUAUAUAAAUGGGUUAUAGAUCGUGUUUGCGUUUGUGCUUUGCUGAGUUUUAUUUGAAAUCGUUUUGAACUUGGCAUAUAAUGUCACAAGACGGAGCCCUUAUGUAAUGUUUGCAAUCACAAAGGUAUCUAAUGCAUACUAAACUGGGAUACAAUUUUCUACUUAAUUAUGAUUAAUACAGAAGAAUUUUCUCUCCAAACGAUCCUGUAGCAAACAAGGGAAUGCCUAGAGAAUAAUGUAUUUUUAAAAACCCCUGUUUAAUCAAGAUGAGUUAAACAUAACUGGUAUAUAUCUAAUACUAUGUGGUGAAAAAUAACCAUGAAAUAUGAACUUCCUAUUUUUCAGCAUUUAAUACAUUUAUUGUUGAAUCUAGUAGAUUUCAUUUAUCAUAAAAUAAUUAAGAAAUAUCCUAUGAGCAAUUAUAUCAAUCAUUUUGUUGAUUAGAAAUUUUGCAUAACGAUUGUGAUAUUUAAUGACGUAGAAAGAAGUAUUUUCUAAUAUUAAACAAUAAGAUGUGUUUUAAAACAAAUUAAGCCAUGGAGCUUUUUACCAUCAUGAUAGGUCCUUUUUAUUGAUAAUAUUUUGGGGUAUAGAAUUAUUGAAGUCAUUGGCCGAAAAAGGACAAUAUUCAUUUAACCGAAGGCCGGACAACAGUACAUGUACAUGGUUUAUAAGUGUGGUAUUAAUGAAUUGUACUGACUACUCCUGGGCUUAUAUUACAUCAUAUUGACUCUUUCAAACUAAUCAGACAACAAGAGAUAUGUGUUCAUAUCUGUAAAAUGAGAUUGACCCUUCAGAGAUCAACGAUGUUUCAAUUCUUUUGAAUCAAUCGGAGAGAAGGAAAAUAGCUAUAGUCAUAUACUUCAAUGAGAAUCAUAUACAUGCAUCAUACAUUUCCCCCGUAUUUAGUUAAGGUAAUGAAUUAUCCCAUCUCGAUGUAUUUGCUGUCCCUUGUCGUUGAACGAAUUUAUUUGAUUUUCAGAAAAAACAUUCCACAGUAUCUCAUUUUGAAAUGUACUUAAAAUUGCAGCACGUUUUAAUUUAAGAAGUGUUUAAAACUUGUUAAAUAUAAGAAAUUAUAAGUAUAUCAAGAAAAACAGGACUAUGAUAACUAGCAAUGAUACAACACCGUUAUUGAUAAUAUACAUCUGGAUUUAGAGGUUAAUCAGCUACAUGUGUAUAUAUGAUAAAACAUAUGAAUUAGUAUUCUAUUCUGUAUAUUUAAAUGUAUUAUUCAUAACUGUAUGCAUUAUAUAAUUGCGUAAUUCUUUACAUCAGCGAAAUAAAGAAUGAAAUAAA
Ostrea edulis (European flat oyster) is the source of this 10266-nucleotide messenger RNA. RefSeq names its product von Willebrand factor A domain-containing protein 7-like. The transcript has 21 exons. The record is from RefSeq and is a predicted model, not a curated record. NCBI's taxonomy places the organism in Eukaryota, Metazoa, Mollusca, Bivalvia, Ostreida, Ostreidae. The coding region runs from base 4523 to 7528 and encodes 1001 amino acids.